GGUGAUGCAUGGCGAUGGAGAAGUGUGCUGACGGUUCGGUUGCAUGCUUGUUUUUGUGUUGUUGUUGUUGAAGGGCUGCUUGAGCUCAUUGCAUUGGAUUGGAAACAAUGUCCAUUUGCGCGAUAGCAGGCCCAUCUGAACGCUUCACACUCUACAAGCACACUUGGCCCCAUGUAACACUUGAUAACUUUUUGCUCGUUCAUUCCAUGUAAACCCAUUGGCAUAUAUCUGGGAAUGAACCACCCAUAUAUCAACUCAAAACUCUAGCAUCCAUACCGAUUUGGUGCAUACUCUGGCAACUUGCAAACUAGUGGUUAAAAUAGACCCUAACAUGACCCCAUUGGACACACGAUCAACUGUAUCCAUUGUCCGCCCACAUUUCAAAAAAUCCCAACUAGAACAGUUACUUGAUCAUAUCCACCUGAAAUAUAGGUUUCUCAUCAUAAACAUUUCUAGUGCGUAUCUGUUCCACUUUUGUAUUUUUCUACUGUCCUUUCCAAAAAACCCAAGCAAUGGGCCACGGCACCAGCAAGCCCGUCAAGGCUAGCACACCACCUCCUCCACAACCUCCACAAGAUCCCCGCCCAGGCCGCACCGUCCUCUCCACAGACCCCCCACAAAAGCCCAAGCAGUACGUUUCUGACGGACCACCUGGAUUCUUACCCUACGAUGAUAGAGAGGAAGAAGAACAAGAACGUGCGAACCGAGACCGCAAGGAACGAGAACGCUUGGAACGGGAACGUUUGGAACGAGAGCAAGUAGACAAGGAUCGACUGGAUAGAGCACGUAGGGAUAAAGAACAUUCAGAACGGAACAGAGAAAAAGACAAGAAUGUUAUGCCACCCUCCCGAACUCCUCAUCUUGCUGAUUCUACCACAUUUAUACCCCUCUCCCCAACACCCCGCCAUACCCACACCGACACAAAACCCAAAUUCGAUAAAGAAAAAUUCAAAAAAGCAAAUAAAGAUCCCCCUCCACAACAGGAAACAACCACAAUACCUCACCGUGACCCACUCUUUUUGGAUGAAAGUGAUGAGGAUUUCAUGGCAGAGAUUUUACGGGAAACGGAUUUUGUCGCCUUGGAUCGAGCUCGAGGUGUUGUCUAACCUUGUUUUUGUUUCUUGUUAUUAUAAAAACAGAAAGUUGAAAUGGUGCUCUAGUUAUGCAUGUCCCAAAAAC
This is a messenger RNA of Spizellomyces punctatus DAOM BR117, 1179 nucleotides long. RefSeq lists its product as uncharacterized. The record is from RefSeq and is a predicted model, not a curated record. The transcript has 3 exons. Bases 513 to 1106 code for a protein of 197 amino acids. NCBI's taxonomy places the organism in Eukaryota, Fungi, Chytridiomycota, Chytridiomycetes, Spizellomycetales, Spizellomycetaceae.